This is a messenger RNA of Caenorhabditis sp. 36 PRJEB53466, 729 nucleotides long. NCBI's taxonomy places the organism in Eukaryota, Metazoa, Nematoda, Chromadorea, Rhabditida, Rhabditidae. The record is from the annotation of a GenBank genome assembly.
AUGCAAAUCAAACUCACCUACCGUUUGGCCGAAAAGGAGGACGCCGAGAAGAUCCUCGAGUACCUGCUCAAGAACUAUUUGCAGAGGAACCAUGCACUCAGGUUCGUGAUCUUGGAGAGCAUCCUCUCCGAUUAUAUCCGAUUGCAGGCUCUCAAGCUGCAACCCGCCCAGCUCCGUCCGAUCUACGCGGCCCUCAUCGACCGCUGUCUCCAGUUCCCGUUCUCCACCGUCGUCACCCUCGAAUCCGGAGAGAUCAUCGCUCUGCUUCUGAACUCCAUUUGGAGACGUGAUGACGUUGGGGGAGAAGGCGCCGACUACGACACCGAGGGCGACAACGAGUCGGAGAAUCUGACCAAGUUCAUCGAGAUGCUGAACGCGUGCCAUGAAGACUUCUGGAAACUCGCCCCUCCGGACGUCACCGCGGUGCUCCACAGAGAGAUCUCAAGUGUCUCUCGCAAGUGGCAACGACAGGGAAUCGCCACGAAGAUGGUAACUGCCCAUUUGACAAAGGAGAGGAUCGAUGAGUUCGGGGUGGGCGGAGUCAUUUCGGAGACCUCUUCGUUUGCCAAUCAGGCUCUUCUUCUGAAGCAGGGAUUCAAGUGUCUCAAGAAGAUACUGUAUUCCAGCAUUGUCGAUUCGCAAGGGAAUCAAAUUGUGAAGACUGCCGACGGAUCGCAGGAACUUCGGCUCAAUCUGAAGCUCAUCGAACACUUCAACAUCGCCGCGUAG